Molecule: messenger RNA, 1419 nt
Organism: Penicillium malachiteum
Lineage: Eukaryota; Fungi; Ascomycota; Eurotiomycetes; Eurotiales; Aspergillaceae
Product: flavin-containing monooxygenase
Exons: 3
Coding region: 1-1419 (472 amino acids)
Molecular function (GO): flavin adenine dinucleotide binding; NADP binding; N,N-dimethylaniline monooxygenase activity
Source: RefSeq, a predicted model, not a curated record
AUGGCUAUUGAGCGGGUAGCGAUCAUCGGGGCCGGGCCUUGCGGUCUCGGUGCAGCGAAGUAUCUCAUUGCUGAGCAAAAAUUCAAAAUCACCAUUUUCGAGCAGCGCGAUCUGCCAGGUGGUGUGUGGAAUUACACUGGUCAUCAAGGGACUACAAAUACUUCCUUACCAGUUCCCCAUCCAUCUCCCAACUCUACGGCUCAGGAGCCUGUAAAUGGGACUUUCAUUUCACCUGUGUACGAUUCUUUAGAAACCAAUAUCCCGAACUCGAUGAUGCAGUUUUGGGAUUCUCCUUUUCCCGUUGGGACCUCGCUGUUUCCUCCGCAUGAUGUCGUGAAGGACUACCUUCAUCGAUAUGCGGAGGAUUUAAAGGAUAUUAUUAAAUUGCAAUCGCUGGUUCUAGAUGUUUCGGUAUCGAAGAAGCCUCGUACAGAGUGGACGGUUACAUGGAGUGAUCUUCGAAAUGAGAAGGUACUCAAUGCACAAUUUGAUGCAGUGAUCGUUGCGAAUGGACAUCAUAACGAUCCUAAAAUUCCUGCGAUACCGGGUAUAGAAGAAUGGAAUCGUGUGUUUCCUGGUUCAAUAUCUCAUUCAUCGUCAUAUCGACAUGCAGAGCCAUUUACAAAUAAGAAAAUCAUCGUGGUAGGCCACUCCGCCUCAGGAAUUGAUAUCGCCGCCCAGAUCGGCCAAGUAUCCAAGUACCCGCUCUUGAUAUCAGAGCGAACAGAGACAGUCCUCCCACCUCAGAAAGCCGCCAUCGCGAAAAGUCUCCCUGAAAUCAGCCUCUUUGAUCCAGAGAACUCCCGCAUACAGUUUUCUAACGGUCAUGAAGAGCACAACGUCGAUCAUAUCUUCUUUUGUACAGGAUACCACUUCUCCGUCCCAUUCUUGUCGAAUCUAGAUCCAAAAAUCGUAACCGAUGGGUUGCGACCGCAUCAUCUAUAUCAGCAUGUUUUGUAUACCCAUGAGCCAACGCUAGCUCUAGUGGGAUUUCCGCAGCGCAUUGUUCCUUUCCCGAUUAGUCAAGCCCAAGGCGCAUGGAUUGCACGGCUCUGGUCGGGACGGUUAGGAAUCCCUUCGCGUGUGGAUAUGGAGCGAUGGAUUGAAGAAUGGAAAUUGAAGAGAGGCGAGGGUCAUAUUUUCAAUGUCCUUGGUUUCCCGUUGGACGCUGAUUAUAUUAAUUCUCUGUAUGAGGAAAGCUUGCGAGCGGUACACCAAGAUGGGUUGGAGAAUGAAGGACGUGGCAAAGAGCCACCAUUUUGGGGAGUGAAAGCGAAGUGGACGCGUGAGAAGAUUCCGUUGAUUAAGAAGGCAUCGCAGGCAUUGGGAAGUCGGCGGAGGGAGAUCACGACCCUUGAGGAACUGGGGUUCAAUUAUGACGAGUCUCUUGAGGUGGAGGGACAGAAGGCGCAUCUGUAA